Quercus lobata is the source of this 1409-nucleotide messenger RNA. It is a transcript of the gene AR192, whose product is annotated as Co-chaperone GrpE family protein. Gene Ontology annotation, molecular function: protein homodimerization activity; adenyl-nucleotide exchange factor activity; protein-folding chaperone binding. Gene Ontology annotation, cellular component: PAM complex, Tim23 associated import motor. The transcript has 5 exons. The record is from RefSeq and is a predicted model, not a curated record. Bases 173 to 1195 code for a protein of 340 amino acids. NCBI's taxonomy places the organism in Eukaryota, Viridiplantae, Streptophyta, Magnoliopsida, Fagales, Fagaceae. Gene Ontology annotation, biological process: protein import into mitochondrial matrix; protein folding.
UUUUCCAAUCUUGAUGGUUUUCUUUCUCCCCAAGCACAGAACCGCUGUUUUUUCCGAUACUUUCCUCUCAUAAACCCUUCCCCAACACUCUCUCUCUCUGUUCCUAGAACCUUACCUCUUUUUCUUGUUUCCCAUUUUGCCCUUUCCUCUGAUUCAUCUUCAUCCUCCGGCCAUGUUCUCUAGGGUUUUGUCACGCGUGCCCAGGCGCGUCGUCUCACGCGGCUCCUUUCUCGCCCUCUCCUCUGUUCCUCAAAAGCAACAGGCUCCGAUCCUCUGCAACCAGCUCCACUCCCUCGUUCGUGCAUCCCCCAACGUGUCAGUUCCAGGUCAGGUGGCUUUCUUACAUCAUUCAGCAACCUGCUCCAUCUUCCAAAGAUUUGGAGUUUCUUCAUCUGCCUCCCCUGAGCCUACUGACAAGGAAAAUGGGAGUACUGUAGAUAAUAACGGUGCUCCUACUACUAGUGGAGAUGCUAAACUUGCCGAUCAAGCUGAAGAUUCAGGUCCUGGACAGAGAAAAGCUGCUGGGGCAAAAGAAUCAGGUCAAUCCCAGUCUACAAUGUCUGGAUCUGUCAAAAGACAGAGAAAAGUUACUAAACGAACUGCAUUUUCUGAUUCAGAUUCAGAGAGCAAGGGUGAGCUGUCCAUGGAUGAUUUGGUUAAACUAGUGACAGAGAAGGAAGAACUUUUGAUGUUGAAGCACCAAGAGAUUGAGAAAAUGCAAGAUAAAGUUCUCCGUACUUAUGCAGAAAUGGAGAAUGUCAUGGACAGGACAAGACGCGAAGCAGAGAUCACAAAAAAAUUUGCCAUACAGAAUUUUGCAAAGAGCUUACUGGAUGUUGCAGACAACUUGGGAAGAGCUUCUUCAGUUGUCAAAGAGAGUUUUGCAAAAAUUGACACAUCCGAAGAUCCAUCUGGAGCUGUGCCUCUCUUAAAAGCACUUCUAGAAGGUGUUGAAAUGACCGAGAAACAACUUGUGGAGGUAUUUAAAAAAUUUGGAUUAGAAAAAUUUGAUCCUACAAAUGAGCCAUUUGAUCCAAAUAGUCAUAAUGCAGUUUUCCAAAUGCCAGAUGCUUCCAAGCCACCAGGCACUGUUGCUGUAGUUCUUAAGUCAGGGUACAUGCUUUAUGAUCGAGUUAUUCGGCCAGCUGAAGUUGGUGUGACUCAAGCAGUGGAGAAUGAUGCAACUGAGGAUUAGUGCAGCUUACAAGGGCUCUCAGGCUUGAAGAAAUUACUCGGUGGAGUUUUUACUGCAUAUCAUCAAAAAUUUUGUGCAUGUUUGAGAGAAGGAUUAAAUAUAAUGUUGUUUUGUUUGAUUAGUUCUAGCAACUGUUUUGAGCACAACAUAUAGGACUGAUUAUUUUUUUCUUCCAGCGUAAUUUAUCCUUGUUAGCUAUAAUUUUGUCAAAAAA